GACGGUGGUGGGUAAGACAUCUAGUUGGGUUUGGUGGAGGAAGAAGUGGUCUGUUGUCCGAAUGGAAGACCUCUCCCUUUCCAGACGUCUUUCUCGUUGGAACCGCCGGCCCCGUUAUUUGUCCAGAGCUGACGCCUACCCUCGCCUCUCGUCCAGGGAGUGGGGACUAGUGAAGCCCUUGUUCCAGGCUGAGAUGUAUCGGCUGUCGUCAAAAAGCCAUGCCUGGGUGCCUAAUGCUUGGCUUCCCCCAUGUCGGCCAGUUUACUAAUAUAGUCUUUCUUUCGGCCGUCGGUCUUUGUUCUUUUUUGAGUAGAGGUAGUUCCCCAGUAGAUUUUCAGACAUUUUUCUUUUCUUCUUUUUUUUUUUUUUUUUUUUUUACUAACCCUUGGCUUUGUAGGUUCUGCCAUGGAUCGCUUAUCUCCCGAAGACAAGGGUGUAGUGGAAGUACCCGCUUGGCUGUCCGAAGUAUAUACCGAGGACAUUCUCAAGGCUGUGGAGGCCAAGAAGAAGGACUCCUCCAAGAAGUCCAGUGAGGGUGGCUCUGGCGACGUUGCCAAGGAACCCAUCGUGCCGGCUACUAAGAAGCGCCCGGCAUCUUCAACGGAGGCUCCUAAGCCCAAACGACCCUUCUUCAAGAAGAUGGGUCCGGCCGACGCUGUUACCAAGCCGUCGGUACCGAAACCGUCCGCUCCCCCAACUGAGGGGGAGGUUCCUCCUAUCCAGACGCCCAUUCCUCCUCCUGAGCAAAAGGAGAUUCCAUCCCAGAUGGACACCGAAAUGGAUGGUUCUGCCGGAGCAGACACUGACGAGGCAACAGUCGAUCAGACUGCGGCGGCUGACGCCCCCGCCUUGUCCAGAGAGGACAAGGGAAAAGGCAAGGAGACUGAGGCUCCUUCUACUGAUAAUGCCUCUAAUCCUCUUGCAGCUUCGCCAAUUGGUUAGGGUCUCUGUACUUUAAAUUUGUGAUAAUCAGGUUGGGUUUGCACGAUAUUUAUUAAUCUUGGUGUUUGGUUUAGU
Messenger RNA from Spinacia oleracea (spinach), 1017 nucleotides. RefSeq lists its product as uncharacterized. The transcript is spliced from 2 exons. The record is from RefSeq and is a predicted model, not a curated record. Lineage: Eukaryota; Viridiplantae; Streptophyta; Magnoliopsida; Caryophyllales; Amaranthaceae. The coding region runs from base 406 to 942 and encodes 178 amino acids.